UCUGGACAAACUAAUUUUGGCCACAUUUGCCAGCGCACGCAACGAAUAAGGCGCAAAAAAACGAAGCAAAAAAGUGCCUCGCUGGGCACGCAUUUUGUGGUAGAAAAAAUUGGCAGGCAGCUGAAGUCGCCAACGACGGCAGCGACGCCGGCAGAGGGCUGCAGGCAGCGGCCACUCAAAAAUCCUGCCAGACCGAAACUGAAAUAUAAAUUAAAUUGGUGAAUAUUGUUGGAUAUUGUCCGCAGAACGAGGGGGGCCUCUCGCAUCAGCUGUGACCAAAGUGGAGCCAGCGAGAACAAUACUUGGAUUUCGAAGAGUGCAACGGAAUGGAAACGGAGACGAAAGCCAGCAGCGAGGAGCAGGCCAAAACGGCAAUGCCCGUGGCCAUGGACACCCUUGAUCCGCCGCCGCCCAGCAGCUCGAAGACCCUAAAACGCUGCCUCAGUGUGCCAAUAAUCCGCACACCCUCCGGGCGACCCUCGCCACACGCACCGAUGACCACACGCGCAGCCGCAGCUGCUGCCGCCGCGGCCAAGGAGCACGAGCAGACGCCAAAGAAGAACCCACCGCAGCACCAGCAGCAGGAGCACUACGCCUCCAAAUGCAACUCAACCAUCGAUUAUUUUGGCAAGAGCAUGCACAUCCGAUCGCAGCCAAAUUCCCGCGAAGUGUCGCCAGCGCCGGUGUUCAACAUCUUUGCACCACGUGCCCGCCGCUACUCGGCCAGCUACAGUCCGAUGUCCACCGCCAACGGGGCGGCAAACGGGGCCGCACUGUGCCUGACGCCGCGCGUCUCCCAGCUGCGACAGGAGGAGUGCGCCGACCUGAACAGCCGCGAGGUGAACCACGAGCGGGAAGUGCACCGCGAAAUACAGAUCUCCCAGAGCUGGGAAGACCUCACUCUGGUGGCCGAGAACUGGUCGUGCAAGUCCGAAGAGCUCUCCAAUCCGCUGCAGGUCACACUGCCACCGACGGGCAGCACCAGCUGCUCCAGUCCCAGUCCCACCAGCAAUCGGGCGGGCAUGCGUCUGCCCUACUCGCCGUCACCCACGCGGCGUACCUUUGCCACCAGGCGCUCCAUGUCGCCCAUCGCCAUGCGUCCCUCCCAGCUGGGACCGGUGAAGCGCAAGUUCGAGCUGGACGACAAUCCCGGUGGCAGCAACUGGAGUGUCUACUCGCCGUCGCCCAUGAAGAAGAUGUUUACAGAAAGUAGUCGCGGCUCGUCGCCGGUGUGCCAAUCCCCAUCCUCUGUGUGUCCCAGCCCCGACUCGGGCACCUACGAUGGACGCAUCACCCCCAAGCUGUUCAUCUCCAAGCUGUGCACAAACAAUGCCGUCGGAGCUGGUGGCCAGAACAACAACAGCAGCAGCUCCGGCUGUCCCUCGCCCAGUUCCGCCUCACCCGGAGCUGGUGGCAGCAGUGGAACGGGCAUGGAUGCUGGCUCCUCAUUGGAGCCCAUGUGUCUGGCCCUGUCUGGCAGCAGUCAGAGCCAGAGCAUCGAUGAGGGAAUCUCCAUACCGGAGAGUGAGCUCAACUCUUGCCGCAGUCGCACCUCCUCCAUACUCUCCACGGCGUCGUCGAGCACCCAAGUGCUGGUCAACGAUCUGGCCGACGAUGCCACCCUGAUGGACGAUGCCAAGAGCGAAACUUCAUCGAUCGGCGGCUGUUCCACCAUCAGCAUAGAGUCCUCGUCAUGCGACAGCGGUGCCAAGACGGCGGCCACCUUUCUCAAUCGUCUGGUGGUGGACGAUGGCAACUCGCCGCUGGCCCAAAAGAGCUUCUACAUCAACAAGCAGGGUCUCUCGGGGGCCAAGAAGUACAUUGUUAACCAUCAUGAGGGUGGCGGCGGUGGUGGUGCAGCCGCCGGCAAAGAUGUGCAGCAAAAGCUUUAAGCAAUCGUUUUGCGGAUUGUCCCCAAACUGUACAUUAAGAUAAUUAAUUGAUAUCUAAGAUAAAGCACUUACCAAGAUGCCCUCGAGCCUGCAUUGAUCCCACAUUAGUUAAUAGUUUUGUUGUACAUAGUUAAGUUGUUUCGCCUUCGAUUAGAAGCAUAUCAUCAAGCAAUCAAAUACCCCACCACAUUCUCCUUUAGA
Drosophila guanche is the source of this 2093-nucleotide messenger RNA. RefSeq names its product flocculation protein FLO11. The record is from RefSeq and is a predicted model, not a curated record. Bases 327 to 1892 code for a protein of 521 amino acids. The transcript has 3 exons. Gene Ontology annotation, molecular function: protein serine/threonine phosphatase inhibitor activity. NCBI's taxonomy places the organism in Eukaryota, Metazoa, Arthropoda, Insecta, Diptera, Drosophilidae.